UGUCCUGUAGGCUGCGAUCUAAUUGGUCAGCUUUCAUCUUUUCUCAACUCAUUUUCGAUACUAAUUGUCUAUUCGUUAAUAUGUACACGUAAGCAAUCGAAACUGUAAAGAAAACACAUAGUGUGAGACCCCUCUUACUGCUGUGCUGUCCCGGGAGUUGUCUUGCGAACAACCUACAGUGUCUAUUAACGUUUGAAAUGUAUUUACAUGUGAUGUACUGAUUGUUUUGUAAUUUUGAAAGAAGUACUUAAAUCAUUUGAUGCAUACAGCAUAUACCAAAUAACACAAUGAGUUUUUUUAUACCGAUACAGCUACUUUUCUUCUGUCUAACGGUGAAUAUUGUAACUUCAGAAUUUUCAGCAGAUGAUUGUAAAAGUUUAGGCUUCAAUAAAGCUAAUUUACUUUGUUCUACAUGUGAAGAAUUUAAUAAACAUGGAUUAUCAGAAAUAAGGGAUAAGUGCAAGGAAUGUUGUUUGAAAGAUGAUGACUAUGAUGCGUCUGGAUCAAAACGUUAUCCACACGCUAUUCUUGAAGUGUGCACAUGUAAAUUUGGAGCCUAUCCUCAAAUUCAGGCUUUCAUUAAAAGUGAUAGACCAAGUAAAUAUAAGAAUUUACAAAUAAAAUAUGUUAGAGGUUUAGAUCCAAUAAUUAAAUUAUUGGACAAUGACAAUAAAGUUGAAGAUAUCUUGGACAUUCAUAAAUGGGAUACAGAUUCAGUUGAUGAAUUUCUAGCUACUCACCUUUCUAUGGAUUAAUGUUAUUUAUGGUAAUCAUAUAUAUGUCUGUAUUUAAUCAAAUUCUGUACUUUAAAUGUAAAUAAUUAUGUUUUCUAUGUGA
This is a messenger RNA of Nomia melanderi (Alkali bee), 837 nucleotides long. RefSeq names its product selenoprotein F. The record is from RefSeq and is a predicted model, not a curated record. Lineage: Eukaryota; Metazoa; Arthropoda; Insecta; Hymenoptera; Halictidae. Gene Ontology annotation, molecular function: oxidoreductase activity. Gene Ontology annotation, cellular component: endoplasmic reticulum lumen.